UGGCCUCGAUGCUUCCCUCUGUUUCCUCUCUUGAUUGCUCUGCUUCCUCCCAUGGCCCUGCCGGAGCUGUCGCCGGAGGAGGAGGAGCAGGCGUGCUACCUGGCGCUGCAGCUCUCCUCCGCUGCUGUCCUUCCCAUGGUUCUCAAGACGGCCAUCGAGCUCGGCCUCCUCGAGAUGCUGGUGGAAGCCGGACCGACGGCCGCGCUGAGCUCCGAGGACCUUGCCACCCGCUUGCCGACCACCAACCCGUCGGCCGCGGACAUUAUCGAGCGCAUCCUCCGGUUGCUCGCAGCUAACGGCGUCGUCGACUGCGCCGCCGACGGCGGCCGCCGGAAGUACUCCGCCGCUCCAAUUUGCAAGUACUUGGUUCCAAACGACGACAGCGGCACGAUGGCUAAUCUAGUCCUGCUUAAUCAGGAUCCAGUCGUGAUCGACAUGUGGCGCUAUUUGACGGACUCCAUCUUGAACGGCGGCCACCCGGUGAUGGCGGCGUUCGGCAUGACGUCGUUCGAGUACCUAGGCCGAGAUCCUCGGUUCAAGAAGGUGUUCAACGACGCCAUGAAGGGCGCCUCCUCGCUCGUCAUGAAGAACAUACUGCGCCGCUACGACGGCUUCGCCGACGUGCAGGUGCUUGUCGACGUCGGCGGAAACACCGGUCGCAACCUCGACCUCAUCACCUCCUUCUACCCCCACAUCCACGGCAUCAACUUCGACCUCCCUCACGUCGUCGCUGACGCGCCGGCCCUCACCCGAGUGGAGCACUGCGGCGGAGACAUGUUCGAAGCCGUUCCCGCCGGCGACGCCAUCAUGUUAAAGUGGACUCUUCAUGAUUGGAGCGACGAGCACUGCGUGAAGAUACUUAAGAACUGCUCGAAGGCGCUGCCGGCGGAGAAAGGUAAAGUGGUGGUGUUCGAGUACGUUGUUCCGGCGGUGCCAGAAGCAACGCCAGAAGCCAAAUCCAUUUUCCAGCUGGACCUGUGCAUGGUGGCCUACAGCGUGGGCGGAAAAGAGAGAACAGUGGAGGAGUUCAGGGCGCUGGCGAAGGAAGCAGGAUUCUAUGGAUUCAACGCUCUUCCUGUGUUCGCCGGCACUUGGGUCUUGGAGUUCAUCAAGUAGAUCAAUUGUUCCUUCUGUUUGCUUUCAAAUAAGAAUUCCAUGGAUGGAUGAUCAUCAGUGUUUAGGAAAUGAAUCAGUGGGAUUUAAUACUAAAAUCGUGCAUUUUAUUUA
Zingiber officinale is the source of this 1227-nucleotide messenger RNA. RefSeq names its product caffeic acid 3-O-methyltransferase-like. Gene Ontology annotation, biological process: methylation. Gene Ontology annotation, molecular function: S-adenosylmethionine-dependent methyltransferase activity; O-methyltransferase activity; protein dimerization activity. The coding region runs from base 52 to 1116 and encodes 354 amino acids. The transcript has 3 exons. The record is from RefSeq and is a predicted model, not a curated record. Lineage: Eukaryota; Viridiplantae; Streptophyta; Magnoliopsida; Zingiberales; Zingiberaceae.